GGCAUCGGUGGGAUCCAGAGGUUGACGAGACCAAGGGCUGCUCAUUUUAGUGCCAUCUAUGCUAUCUGAUUUUCCAUGAAACUUGAAGGAUCCUCAUUACAAUGGGGGCCAGAUCGCUGAAGAGGAGGCCUAUCAAGCAGCAUAACCUUGAACCUCAGACUUCCAUGGCUUCUUCGCGGCGUAAGAUUGUUUCUCAUAGAAAGAUCUCUGUGCUUCUUUUGGCUUCUCUAACCAUUGCUGUCAUUGGUCUCUACGUCAUUUGGCCGAACAGUUGGCACAACUUUGAAUCUGGUCUAUCGUAUGAGAUGGUUAGUGUGGUCAACGAAUUUCCUCACGACUCUGACGCCUUCACUCAGGGCCUUCUUUAUGCUGAAAAUGAUACCUUGUUUGAGUCGACUGGUCUUUAUGGGAAGUCAUCUGUCCGGAAAGUUACUCUUCAUACUGGGCAGGUUGAGGUUCUUCAAAAGAUGGAUGACUCUUUGUUUGGGGAAGGCUUAACUCUUAUUGGUAAAAGGAUGGAGACUUCACAUGGCACCGUUGGAAGCUUCAAGCCACUAUCUUGGUUAGCAUGGAACAGCCAGAGGGUAAUAGAAGAAGAAUUAAUAGUUGGAACCGUCAUAGUAACAAGGCUGUACCAAGUGACCUGGUUGCAGACAACUGGUUUCAUAUAUGAUCGGGAUAAUUUAAGCAAAUUACAGCAAUUCAUUCAUGAGAUGAAAGAUGGUUGGGGUCUGGCGACUGAUGGAAAAGUCUUGUAUGGAAGUGAUGGCAGUUCAACAUUGUAUCAUAUCGAUCCUCAUACAUUUAAAGUUAUAUCUAAACAAGUUGUCCACUUCAAAGGCCAUCAAGUACACAAUCUCAAUGAAUUGGAGUUUAUAAAUGGUGAAAUUUGGGCCAAUGUAUAUAUGACUGAUUGCAUAGCAAAAAUCUCUCCUAAGGAUGGAAGUGUUCUUGGAUGGAUUCUCCUCCCAAAUUUGAGGCAAGAAUUGAUUGCAGCUGGGAAUAAUGGUAUUGAUGUUUUGAAUGGCAUAGCAUGGGAUAGUGAACAAAAGAGAGUUUUUGUUACCGGGAAACUAUGGCCGAAGCUUUAUGAAGUCAAGCUUCUUCCCGUAAAGAGAUCAUUCGAGGAGGGGGUUAUUGAGCAGCUUUGCAUGCGCAAGCCUUUCAGGGAAGCUAAUGAGUGCGUCAAUUGGCUUGCCAAAGCAGCCCAUGGUCUCGAGAGGUUAGUGGAGGUAGAUAACCAUAGCAGCCAGAGUGCUCUGCUUUUGUUUGCUAUUGUAAGUCCCAAACCCCCCCCCCCCAAAAAAAAAAACAAAAGGAAAAAGCCUUUCAUUCGGGGGAAAAAGAUAGUAAUGGUAUUGUAACACGGCAACCUCGAAAACAUCAUCUAGUAAUGGAGAUUGCAUGCAGCCUCACGAGUGUCUUUUGGUACUGAGAACGAUUUUUCCAUUUAGAAUUAAUCACAUUAGCUUGUGUUAAAUUUCAGUGAAA
This is a messenger RNA of Neltuma alba, 1491 nucleotides long. Its product is annotated as glutaminyl-peptide cyclotransferase. The transcript is spliced from 13 exons. Bases 102 to 1364 code for a protein of 420 amino acids. Gene Ontology annotation, molecular function: glutaminyl-peptide cyclotransferase activity. The record is from RefSeq and is a predicted model, not a curated record. NCBI's taxonomy places the organism in Eukaryota, Viridiplantae, Streptophyta, Magnoliopsida, Fabales, Fabaceae.